AAUACUGAUUACUGAAAGCAAACAUGGAGGGCAAAUGGAAGUUGGCUGAUCACCCGAAGCUACCCAAAGGGAAGAUCAUCGCCGUCGUCGUUUUGGAUGGUUGGGGUGAAGCCUCUCCGGACAAAUUCAACUGCAUCCAUGUCGCUGAAACGCCAACAAUGGAUUCUCUCAAAAACAUGGCCCCUGAUAAGUGGAGAUUGGUGAGGGCUCAUGGUACUGCUGUUGGGCUCCCGACUGAUGAUGAUAUGGGAAACAGUGAAGUCGGACAUAAUGCUCUUGGUGCUGGACGGAUAUAUGCUCAAGGUGCAAAACUCGUGGAUCUUGCACUCGCCUCUGGGAAAAUAUACGAAGAUGAAGGUUUCAAUUACAUCAAGGAAUCUUUUGCAAAAAGCACCUUGCACCUUAUCGGGUUAUUGAGUGAUGGGGGCGUGCACUCCCGCCUUGAUCAGUUACAGUUGCUACUUAAAGGUGCUAGUGAACGUGGGGCCAAGAGGAUACGUGUUCAUGUGCUUACAGAUGGCCGUGAUGUUGUGGAUGGUUCAAGUGUAGGCUUUGCCGAAACACUUGAAAAAGACCUUGCAGAGUUACGUAAUAAAGGCAUUGAUGCACAGGUUGCUUCUGGUGGAGGGCGCAUGUAUGUCACCAUGGACCGUUAUGAGAACGAUUGGGAAGUUGUGAAACGUGGUUGGGAUGCUCAGGUUCUUGGUGAAGCCCCACACAAAUUUAAGAGUGUUGUUGAGGCUAUCAAGAAGCUUAGGGAAGCUCCAAAUGCUAAUGACCAGUAUUUACCACCAUUUGUGAUUGUUGAUGAGAGUGGGAAGCCUGUUGGUCCCAUAAUGGAUGGUGAUGCUGUCGUCACAUUUAACUUCAGGGCAGAUCGUAUGACGAUGCUUGCCCAAGCUCUUGAAUAUGAAAAGUUCGAUAAAUUUGAUAGAGUGCGCUUCCCCAAAAUCCGCUAUGCUGGAAUGCUUCAAUAUGAUGGAGAGUUGAAGCUUCCAAGUCACUAUCUCGUUUCUCCUCCAUUGAUAGAGAGGACGUCUGGUGAAUAUCUAGUGCAUAACGGUGUCCGCACCUUUGCUUGCAGUGAAACAGUCAAGUUUGGUCAUGUCACAUUUUUCUGGAAUGGGAACCGCUCUGGAUAUUUUAAUUCAGACUUGGAGGAGUACGUGGAAAUUCCAAGUGAUAGCGGGAUUACCUUCAAUGUCCAACCAAAGAUGAAGGCUCUGGAGAUCGGUAAGAAGGCCCGUGAUGCUAUCCUCAGUCGCAAAUUUGACCAGGUAAGGGUGAAUAUACCAAAUGGUGAUAUGGUUGGGCAUACGGGUGACAUUGAGGCUACGGUUGUGGCCUGCAAGGCUGCUGAUGAAGCUGUUAAGAUGAUUGUUGAUGCAAUAGAGGAAGUGGGUGGAAUAUAUGUGGUGACUGCAGAUCAUGGGAAUGCAGAGGACAUGGUGAAGAGAAACAAGAAGGGGGAGGCUCUUGUUGAUAAAGAUGGCAAAGUUCAGAUCCAAACCUCACACACCCUUCAACCAGUGCCAAUUGCAAUUGGAGGUCCUGGAUUAGCAGGAGGUGUGAAAUUCCGGAAGGACGUACCAAAUGGUGGACUGGCAAACGUAGCGGCCACAGUGAUGAAUCUGCAUGGGUUUGUGGCUCCUGAUGACUAUGAGACCACCCUUAUUGAAGUUGUUUGAUUAAUCAAACCACUCUCUCUUUUGUUAACCAUAUAUCUCUAUAGAGAGGAGAUUUCAUAUCAUUCAAUUUGGCUGGCAUCAUCACAUUUCCAAAAAUAAGCUGGUGUGUUUUUAAGACAAAAAUAUAUGUUUUUGAACCUA
Molecule: messenger RNA, 1829 nt
Organism: Cynara cardunculus var. scolymus (artichoke)
Lineage: Eukaryota; Viridiplantae; Streptophyta; Magnoliopsida; Asterales; Asteraceae
Product: 2,3-bisphosphoglycerate-independent phosphoglycerate mutase
Exons: 9
Coding region: 24-1688 (554 amino acids)
Biological process (GO): glucose catabolic process
Cellular component (GO): cytoplasm
Molecular function (GO): manganese ion binding
Source: RefSeq, a predicted model, not a curated record